UGGUGUGCUUUAGCUUUUAGUUUAGGUUCACCCAGAACUAGAGAGAGAGAGAGAAAGUUACGACACUCCAAUAGACUUCUAUGGAAAGAAUGGAAUGCGGAAGUCAUGUGGUUCACGCAGCUUCAAAAAGUUCCAAACAGCCCCGUUGCUGCAUUGACCACAGUUCAUUUUUGGUUUUUCGGAAGGAUUUGCUCUGGCUGACUGAGACCUUCACCUGUACGUCCGUUCAAGUUCUCUUUUACGCGCACCCGACUUUCCUGGGCAGCCUGCUUCUCCUGCUGUCACUAGCCAGGAGGCGGAGGUCCGCGGAGGAGCCGGGCAUGUCCGAACACAUCCAAACCGACCAGCCAACCUUCCCGGUGCGCUGUCAUUAAAGAGGCGUUUCUGCUCUUGAGCGGAUAUGUUCUGGUGAGUGACACUAUGGAUCUAUCUGCUGAAGACUGACCUGCUGUAUUCUUUACUGAACACUGGUGUUCUGUCCAGUCGCCAUACCUUGUCAGACUGUCAUACAACACCGGAUCAGAGUCGGGAUGUCUCUGUCGGUGAAAGUGAUCAGAGACGGUUUGUUGGAGAAGCGCAGCAGCGGACUGCUCCAGCUGUGGAAGAAGAAGCGCUGCGUCCUGACGGAGGAAGGGCUGCGCCUCCACAGCUGUAAGGGUGGCGGCGUCGGGGAUGCCCCGAGCCCGGUGUGGAGCUCCAAAGCCAAGGAGCUUCGCUUCGAGCUCAUGGAAACGGUGGACUGUGUGGAGUACAAGCGGGGGCUGGUGUACUUCACCGUGGUCAUGGCCACGGGCAAGGAAAUAGACUUCCGGUGUCCGCAGGAUGGCACCCUGUGGAACGCCGAGGUGGCUCUGGCGCUCAUGCGUUUCAAGAACCUACGGGCCCUGCAGACGAGCCGGAACCGACAUCUGUACUCAGCACAUCUGGGCAGCACAGGGGAGGAUGAGGAGCUCUAACUCCACCGUUUGCCUGAGAAGAAGGAGAGAAGAGAUCAAGAAGUCUGUGGACUUGUUUCUGGGUUGCUCUGCAUCUAACAUAGAUCAAAAGACAAGAACUUUUUUAAUGUGACCAUGGGGUCAGAUUUAAUGACAGCUGUUUUCUGUCAUGGCUUGGGGUUAACAUGGAAAAUCAACUAUCAAACUUGAAAACAUUUGACCCUCUGUGCCUUGCUGUUUCGACACCAUCUCCUACUUACUUAUCAAAAGCCUUCCUUUAUUUUGACACAGCUGAGAGAAAAGUCACAUGAUUUGUUUAACUAGAUCUGUGGGACUCACUCUAGCUGGAUUAUGAAGAAUGGGUGUUUUGAUCACAUUUGUUUCAUUUACAUUAAAUGUAUUUUUGUCUGAAACCAUAUACAGUAUUAUAAAUAUGAGAGCAUUAAAACGGUUUAAAGAACAAUAUGCAAACCUUUCUA
Molecule: messenger RNA, 1414 nt
Organism: Nothobranchius furzeri (turquoise killifish)
Lineage: Eukaryota; Metazoa; Chordata; Actinopteri; Cyprinodontiformes; Nothobranchiidae
Gene: phlda3
Product: pleckstrin homology-like domain, family A, member 3
Biological process (GO): positive regulation of apoptotic process
Molecular function (GO): phosphatidylinositol phosphate binding
Source: RefSeq, a predicted model, not a curated record